Cimex lectularius (bed bug) is the source of this 4769-nucleotide messenger RNA. RefSeq lists its product as uncharacterized. The transcript has 3 exons. The coding region runs from base 170 to 4669 and encodes 1499 amino acids. NCBI's taxonomy places the organism in Eukaryota, Metazoa, Arthropoda, Insecta, Hemiptera, Cimicidae. The record is from RefSeq and is a predicted model, not a curated record.
UAAAAUAAUCAGAUGUAUAAAUUAACAUGUGAUUUACCUGGUUAAAUUCCAGUUUCUUUACAAAUAUUCAAAAAAUGUAUCUUCAGGCUUUUAUUACGCACAAAAUUUUGAGUUUAAUUUGGAAUCCAUCUUCAUCAGACGUAUUUUAGACGAUGUAAUUGAGACCGUUAUGUCCAACAAUGAGUCCGUUCAAGAUUCAGGAAUCAAAGAGAUAAGAGGCAAAAACCAUUUGGGUUUGGACGUCGUCAGAAAGAAGGUCCUCAAAAAGAACACAUACACAACUGUAAAAUGUAAAGAUACUCGGCCCAUCUCUCGCGAUUCGUAUUCUCGUCUUUCCAAAGCAUUGAGGGUCUUCUAUAAUACGUUGUCAGGAGAUUGUUAUGAUCCGCUUUUUCAUCCGAAGCAAGUGGUUCCCUGUAGUAAGACAGACAAGGAUUCCGAAUUGCUGAAUUUUGACACUGGAAAAGGGGGUUGCGUUUCAGAAAAGUGUUACUUACUGUAUAACUGCAGUAAAGGUUCGCUUCCUCAUAAUGAAAACGUGAAUUAUAAUCUUUCCGUCGAAUCGCAAAAGUCAAACGAUUUCAAAAGCAUCAAGAGAACGUUAGAGAAGCGGGCGAAAAAUCUUUCUCUCUUGAACAAAGAAUUGAAAAGUCGGUUGCACGGUGGUUUUUUGUCAUUGGAUCACGUCGUUAGGAGUCAUACGGAUAUCAUGGACAGACGUUAUCCGCCUAAGCCGAAGGUAGCCGAAAAGAAAACCAGGAAACCAAAACGGUUAGUGAGAGACGUGACAAACCUUCACGAAGUUCAUUUGCGGUCACAAGGGCCGUCGUUGACCGACAUUCCUUCGGGCUAUGUCGCAAGGCAAAACAGGACCACCAAAGUCAACAUCGUGAAACCGGUGAACGUGGGGAACCGAGAUUCUGACACCGCAGUCUUGGAUUAUCUGACGUCUGUCGAGCAACAAUCCCCUCAGGAGAGACCCGGCGACCCCCGCAGCCGGAAUUGCAGGAAGAGCAGACAGGACGAAGCCAGUUCGUCAGAGUCGAGCGAUGAAUCUGUCGACGGAAGACGCACGAAAAGGUUCAUGAAGUCGGCCAACUGCAAAACGUUCCUCGGUGAUCGGAGCUCCGGUCGGUUGAAGGUAAAAUCCGCCACGCAACACGCAAGACAGCACAACUCGGAACAACCAGCCUGCGAUACACGAAAACGUUGGAAGGACGAAGACAUCGAGGCUGAAGAUCCGAGUGAAACACCCAGAGCCUGCUUAGGCAAACGAGACUACAUCGGCUCACCUAUUUCGAGCAACUUCGCCGGAAGGCAGCCAGCUUUCGGCGAGCGUAGAGGAAGGACGUCCCCCCAGUACAGUCCUACCUCUAGGAAAACGAACGUUUACAGCCCGAACAAUGGUUUCGUACGGCAACAGAAAGAACCCGAUCGGCGGUACAUCACCCGUUUAUACAAUAGAAACCAAGAAAACGGUUCGUCGGCUAGGACAAAAAGCGUGGAACGUAAGCUCGUCUGCAAGAUGGUAAACGUCAAACCACCCGACGAAAGUGUCGAUAAAUGGAGCCAGACGUCUACCGAAUCCGACCCGGACUCGGACGAGAGUAAUUCGCUGAGGUUUGACGCGGUCGAAAGCAUUACUCGCAAAGCUAUCUCGAGAAAACCGAUGUCAGGUGUUAAAUGCGGCGACAAAUCCAAGACCCGACUACAAGACAAAAGCAGGGUAAAAGUCGAAUCCCGGUUCUCAGGUGUGCAGGCAAAAACGAGGAAACGAUGUGAUAUCAAGAGCGACAAGUCAAAAACCAGCAGCAAGUGCACCGACAAACUUCUCAAGCGGUCUACUUUUCUGCCCAGUUACAAAGAAAAAAUCAACGAAACCAGAACAAAUGAUGGUAACGAAAUGGGCAAAUCAGACGAUGAACACUCAGCGGUAAACGAAUCGCGGGAAGAAUGUCGUGUCUCACCUCGUUUCGAAAGCUUUAGGACUUCGGGUUCUUCCUUCGGAGCUGUUAAAAAGAACAAGCAAACGCAUCAUGAUUAUGUUAAACACCAAAAAAUAAAAACAACUGGCACUUCUUCGAAGGCAACAAGCCUUACGUCCCCCUCGAUUUCCUCGUACGCGAAACGCUUCAAUCCAAGACCGUCGUUCAAUUCGCAGCAAUACCCGAACGAGAAAGUAAUCCAGAAAGAAUCCAAAUUCAAAAUCACGCCCAGCUAUUUAGUAUCGCUCGUGCGUAAAAGCAGUUCGACACGAAACGGUACGUACGUCGCGGAAAGCGAGUCGACCGUUUCAUUAUUAGAAGAUACCCGCGCUAAACCAUUGUUGAAAAACAAUUUCUAUGAAGAGGAUAGUCGAGAUUUGACCUAUAGUAAAAAGCUGGCGAUGAUGAACGAUAAAAUGUCGUCAUCUUGCGUGUGCAACUUGAACAAGCACAUUUUCGGUACGGAACAAAAGGCCGACAACUGUUAUUUUGGUUGUGGUGAAAAUUACGAGAAGUACAACAGCCGGACGUCAUCUCCCUUGAUAUCAUGUCUCAAAAACCGAAGAAGCAUGAACGACGAUGGUUAUUUUUUGAAGUGUAACUCCUUUUACAAAGACGAAAAGCCAGUAAAAUGUUGCUGCAACGACCAUUUGCUGCCUAAUUUCGAUAAUACGAACAAGCGAAACGAUAGCAAAGCGAUUUCGGAAAAGUUCGACGUUGGAGGAAAGAAUAAUUUUCAACUUGAAAUGGACGAAAUAAAUAAAAAACUCGAAAUGACAUUGAGCAGCCACUUUUUCAAACCGGAAAACUACAAUUCGGAUAUAUUAAAAAUUUUAGACAUAUCCCAAGGGAAUAACAACACAGACAUGACGAGAUCCAAGUUGAAGAACUUCAGAGCAGAUAUACCAGUAUUGUCUGCUUUGACGACCGUCCAGGAAGACGCGCCUUUCGUAGAUUUCCAGCGUGAAGAGAACCACGAAGUGGAAGAGGUAUCGACCAUAAACGAAGAAACUCACAGCCCGAACGUGAAAUCCGCCGAAGAAAAAGAAGAAAUAAAAGAAGAAGUAAAAGAAGAAGGAAAAAAAGAGGAAGAUAAAGACCCACCCGAGGAAAACAAAGCUAAAGAAGUCGAAAUUAAACAUACAGACAUUACAGAAAAUGAAGGUCCUUCUGUAAGAGGUAUGGAAUGGAGAUCGUCGGAGAAAGACAGAAUAACGUCGUCAGAGGGAAAACCAGUGCUGCUUUACAACAAAGCAGGCUUCCCGUUAACAGACACAAAAGGUAGAUGUUUAAAGAACAAUUUAGGAGUGAAGAUGUUACCGGCAAGCGAUUUAAACGACGUCAUCGCGAAGAAACUUCAAGUUUACGACGCUUUCAACUAUCCACCUACGACGAUCUCUUUUGAUCCAACGAAACACCCUUGUCCGACACAAAUGCACGACAUCAGGAUUUUCGACAAGGAGUACAACCCAAGAAUAUUGUACAACUCCCUCGGCUAUCCGUUGUCGGACCGGGACGGUUUUCUGUUGAGGGACAAUCUUGGAAAUUAUCUGGUCGUUCUUGACAACGAAGGCAUACCGAUGUGCUGUUCCAACGGCGAGCCCAUUUACAUGGAAGACGGAAAACUCUGGAUCACCGAGAAGGAUUCUUAUGACGUUUUACGCCGGGGUAAUGAAGAUAGUACGUCCAAGCACAAAGACAAAUCGAGGAGCGUGUCGAUCAACAGUGAAGUCAGAAAAGUUAUUUACGACGCUAAAAGGAAAUCGUCCAAACUGGGUCCAGAGGUGUCUGAAAAGAUCAACCUCGAAAAGUCCACAGCAAAUUACUACAAGACUCACACGAGAUCGAAUUGGUCAAAAAUGAAAUCCAAGUCGAAAAUCAUCGACGAUAGAAAAAAACGAGAUAAACGGAUCGUUUCAAGAUGCAAAAGCGUCUGCAGGUUCAGGAAGAAGUCAGGCAGUGAAAUUUCCUCCGACGACAACCAAAGUUCCAGUUUAAAUUCGAAAAUAGGAAAAAUAAAGAAAAACAAAAGUAUCAAUUUUCAAAAAUAUCUGACUUUGAAGAAAAACUUUAUGAAUAUAACAUCGGCCAUUAAUAAAUAUGAUUCCGUCGAUGAACGGAGUAUCAGUUCUAAUGAAGAUAUUCGUAUUUUGGAAGAAGAAGCUAAAAAAACGGCUAGAUCGAAUUCUCUGGAGUCUUUAAGCCACCACCUCGACCCGACCACUUGGAGGCGGCCCGAAGAGAAUUCCGACACGGAUUAUACCGAUUCAAAAAUUACCAAAACCAAAUCGAGCAACAGCUUGACAGAAAACCUCUCCAACGAAACGAUAAAGAAAAAACAUAUCACUUCGAACAUAAAAUCAAGGAUUAACCAUUUGCUAGAUGGCGAGACCAAAAGAUCCACAGACGACAGCGAAAUAAUUACAAAAAAUGAAGACAAAUUCAAAACAAGCGAACAUAACACAUCCAGCACAACCGAGAGUUCAAAUCGUACGGUGACCGGGGAAGAAAUCAAUUUCAACAUUUCAUAUGUAAACAGAUUAAGGAAAGCGAGAGAGGAGCUAAACGAGGCUUUCGACCGUUUGGUGAACCGGAAAGCGAUUUUCGACAAAGGCGCGACGACGGAGAGCUCUGCGCUGUCGGCCCCUGGAGGAUCGAAGGAAAAUGUGGAGAAGAAAGAAUGAUAUCGUUUAAUGAUAAAGGUAUUAGAGACGGUUUUGACUGGGAUCGAAUAGGACGCGUUGAAACAAGAAAAUAUUUUUAAAAAUUGAUUCAAUAAAUACA